Messenger RNA from Racocetra fulgida, 139 nucleotides. NCBI's taxonomy places the organism in Eukaryota, Fungi, Glomeromycota, Glomeromycetes, Diversisporales, Gigasporaceae. The record is from the annotation of a GenBank genome assembly.
AUGGAAUCAGAUAACUCAUCUGCAAACAAUUCCCCAAACGAUUCCCUAAAAGAAAAAUCACCAAUCCAAGGUUUUUCUAAAGAUGAGUUAGAAGAAAAAAUCAUUGAAACUGAUGAGAAAAUUAAAGAAUUACAAUUUG